GCUCCAGCGAUGGUCGGGGCGGGCGGGCGCUGCCUGCUCCUUGCCUCCGCCCUCGGGGAGGGGGAGGCCGGUGGCGGAGCGAGCAGCGGGUGAUGGGGAAGAGGCGAGCGCGGCGCUGAGGUCCCGCGGGGCCGGAUGAGCGGCGGCUUGGCGUCGCGGCGGUGGCGGGGCUGGAGGAGGGGGCGAAGGAGGCAGCAGGGGCGGCCUCCACUCCGGCUGCCCUGAGGGGAAGGAGCCCCCGACCAUGGAAAUCGAGAACAUCGUGGCCAACACGGUGCUGUUGAAAGCCCGGGAGGGCAAACGGAGUGGGCGUAGUAAAAAAUGGAGGGAGAUGCUGAAGUUGCCGCCUGUUAGUCAGUGUGAAGGUAUUAGAUGCUCUAUUGAAAAAGAUUAUAACCAGCUUUGUGACAAACAACCAAUAGGAAGACUUCUCUUCAGGCAGUUUUGUGAUUCCAGACCAGACUUGAAAAGAUGUAUUGAAUUUCUGGAUGCAGUGGCUGAGUAUGAGGUAUCUUCAGAUGAAAAGCGUAUAGACUGCGGCCUGAAAGUCUUAGAGACCUACUUCACUAACGGGUCUGCAGCACACUUGCCAGAAAUACCUCAGGAAACAGUAAAUGAAUGUAAAGCAAGACUGGAAGAGAACCCUUCCAAAGAUCUUUUUGUGGAUUGUACCAGAAUUGUCCAUGAAUACCUAAGCAGGAGACCUUUUGAAGCUUACCAAGAAAGUGUGUAUUUUUCCCGUUUUUUACAGUGGAAAUGGCUGGAGAAGCAACCAGUAACCAAACACACGUUUAGGCAUUACCGAGUACUUGGCAAAGGUGGUUUUGGAGAGGUGUGUGCUUGUCAAGUACGUGCAACAGGAAAAAUGUAUGCUUGUAAGAAGCUAGAAAAAAAGAGAAUAAAGAAGAGGAAAGGAGAAUCAAUGGCUCUAAAUGAAAAAAGAAUUCUGGAAAAAGUGAAUAGUAGGUUUGUAGUUAGUUUAUCCUAUACAUAUGAGACAAAAGAUGCCCUGUGUUUAGUAUUAACCAUAAUGAAUGGAGGGGAUUUGAAGUUUCACAUAUAUAACAUGGGAAAUCCUGGCUUUGAUGAAGAAAGGGCUAUUUUCUAUGCUGCAGAACUGUGCUGUGGUCUGGAGGAUUUGCAGAAAGAGAGAAUUGUUUACAGAGACCUGAAGCCUGAAAAUAUACUCCUCGAUGACUGUGGACAUAUUAGAAUUUCAGAUCUCGGAUUAGCUGUGCAGAUUCCAGAAGGAGAAACUGUCAGAGGACGGGUUGGCACUGUUGGUUACAUGGCUCCAGAAGUGCUCAAAAAUGAAAAAUAUACAUUCAGCCCAGACUGGUGGGGUCUUGGGUGCUUAAUUUAUGAAAUGAUUGAAGGACAGUCGCCAUUCAGGAAGCACAAGGAAAGGGUCAAACGAGAUGAGAUUGACCGGAGAGUAAAGGAGGACCAAGAAACGUAUUCAGACAAGUUCUCUGAGGAGGCAAAAUCCAUCUGCAGGAUGCUGCUUGCAAAAAAUCCAGGGGAGCGACUGGGUUGCACAGAAAAUGGAGCUGCUAUUGUGAAACAACAUCCUAUUUUCAAGAAUAUUAACUUCAAGAGGCUGGAAGCUAACAUGUUGGAGCCUCCAUUUUUGCCAGAUCCACGUGCCGUAUAUUGUAAAGAUGUCCUGGACAUUGAGCAGUUCUCUACAGUGAAAGGAGUGAACCUGGAUACAACAGAUGAUGACUUCUAUUCCAAAUUUGUUACGGGUUGUGUCUCAAUCCCUUGGCAAAAUGAGAUGAUUGAAACAGGAUGCUUUGAAGAUAUUAAUGCAUGUGAAACUGAUGGUACUGUGUCACCAGACAGAGAGAGGUCUCCUAAACCAAAGAGAGGCUUCUUUCACAGGCUUUUUAGUGGAGAGGUCUGCUUUAAAUCUGAUUGCAGUGAUGAGGAGCAGGAGUCCUCUAGACUUUAAAUCACUUCACUGUCAUCAGAAAGGAUGAGCAAACUUUAAAUGUUUUAUAUCUCUGUAGCAAAGUGUAUUAUAUAUAUUUUUUAUCUGAGUUCAAGAAUUUUUGUACAUUUGUACUUCAUUUGUUUUAAGAUGUAUAUUUUUCACUAAAGCUUAACUGUACAAAAAACGAGUGCCAUUUGAGUGAGUGUGUUUCUGUAUGUAUUUGAUUUAUCAUCUUCCCCUCGCCCCUGCAAUGGAAUGAAUCUAGAAAUACUAAUAGGAUUUUAAAGCAGAGAAAUAAUAUCUAUGGCAUAAAUUUAAUUUGACUUUUUCCGCUCCUGGUAAAAAAAAAAACUUCUUGUUCUUUAGACCUUUAUUAGCUGGGGUUUUUUUAAGAGUAAAAUUGCUCUACUGAUAAAGUUCAUAAUUCUAGUAUUAUCUGGUUGCAUGGCAGUGCUGUCUAAUGCAUCUCAAGAAAACUGCUAAGGAAAUAAAGGAAUUCAGUGCACUGUGACUAGCUAUUAUGAAAUGCUGUUUGCUAUAUAGAUCUGAAAAUAGUUUUAGUCUUCACUUAUUUUUAUCUAGAAUUCUGGACAUAUAGCUUAAUCUUGUGAUCAACUGUACUGCCCCAUUCUCCCUUUGAAUCUUUCUUACACAUCUUCUCCAUACAGUCCCUCAGCAUGGACCAUGCAAGUAGACCUAUACAAAAAUUUUUUAACUAUACUUUGUGUACUUUGUUCCCCUUACUAAAAGGACUUCUUUUUACCUGUGAGGAACUUAUUUUUAUUUUUUCCGUAAAUGAAAUUGUUUACAACUCCAUGUGAGAUGUUAGGGUUUUAUAAUAGGUAAAAAAAAGAAACCGUAGGCUCUUAAUACUUUCUUCUCUGCUUAUAAUGUUGUGAUAUGCAAUGUAGGGUUGACUGUGAUCACUGCCACUGAGGGAAAGACAAGCUAGUGUUAAGUAUUACAUUUAAUUAUGUAAAUAGUCUUUCCUUAUAACCUUCAAAAGCAUAAAGAUUAAAACCUACUUUUAUGAUUGCUUAACGCAGAUGUGGAGCUGCUGUUGAAGUUUUAGUUAUGAUUACCUUAUGUUCAUGAGUAAAAUUGUUUCCAGUUUGUUGGAAGCUUGUAAAAUGUCCGUUCUUCUGGGCUCAAAGUAAGCCAGGCUUUAUUUUGUAAAGCUCUGUGUAAAACAGUUUAUCUAUGUAUGAGAAUAAAUUUAGGGAACACAUUUCAUGAGAGCCUUUUCUGUUUUCAAAAUUUAGUCUUGAAACGUAAUAUUCUUGGAGACAUGACUUUUCUUAUACAUUAUGAUCUGUUUUCUGAAGAUUGUCUCCACAGAGCAUCCUUUUUUUUUUUUCAGUUUCAAAUCUCUAGGAACCAAGCAGGCUGCAUAUGUUCUAUAUGCACCGACUGAAUAUCUACCUCGAUAGGUUUCUGCUUGUGAUCCACAGACCUCCUGGGAGAAACUGUAACUAUGCUCCAAAGAUACACCCGCAGUAGGCUUGACUAUCAAAUGUAAAUUCACAGUAUUUUGUCUCUGUUGAUAAAUGUUUUAAUGGAUUAAAAUUUGAAAUAAGUUGGAAAACUAACGUUUUACAAAAUUCUGCUGGGGUCCCUAUUUGAAAUUGUUCCUCUUGAAUACUGUGCCACAGAAAUGAGGAAUUAAAUUCUUUUUCUGUGUUUUCAGUGCAUGUUUUCUAAUAUCUAAAGUGGCACAGAGGACGGCAAAAUGACUACCAUGGAAAGUUCAAAGAGAGAAGUUGGCAGCGGGAGAGAGAAAUUCCUGCAUGACAAUCUGAUGCAAUAGUGAAGGAAUGGGAGACUUGACAGAAACAGAAAUAGCUGAAGUAAGGGUGUUGACUGGAACCAUUAUGGGUGAGACAAUGAGCUGGCACAGUCUGACCUGACCAUCUUUAUUAUGUAGGACAAUAAGAGAAGAACUCUAUAAAAAGGUGGGAAUGGAGAAAUAGAGAGGUAACAAAAGUGUUUUAGCAAUACCUACCUGAUUGGGCUAUUGAUCACGUUUCUCUUAUUAAGGGUUUAAGUUUUUAAGAUCUUAGAUUUACCAUUCUGAGGCAAACAAAGGUGACAGUGUUAACAUUAGAUACAUGGAGUGACAGUCUGGAUUUAAUACCUACUUAGAGGAACUUGAGAUUCAGGCAAGAAUUCCAUGGACACAGGCUGGGUAACUUUAAUGAAGAAACUGUAGGAAUUGACUUAAAUAAAGAAAAUGUGAAAGUAUAUUCAUUGUGUAUUUCAAGUUUCUUCCCCAUUUUAGAGAAAGAAGUACUUUAACAUAAAGAAAAUAAAAAAUUAUCCCCCACUUUGGAGUGUGGAGGUUUAACACUUUUUCUCCAGGGUUCUCCCAAGAAAAGAAGCUAGAUAAACAGAAAGGCAAACUGAUCCUAAUAAUUGGUUCUUUCAAUUAUUUAUACCUCUGCUCCUUUGGACAAGGAACUUUUGACCAUGUGUGGCUUUUUUGCAUGUUUUUCUAAAGCUUUCACUUCACAAGUUUUUCCUUGAGUUAUGAAUAAUACUUCUAAUUUUUUUUUUAAGGGUAACUACGUGUUAGCAGGGUUCAGAUCUAAAUUCUGUUUUUUGCCACUAAGGUCAAGAUGGCAUUUUUCAACUAUAAAUUUGUUCCUUUUAUUGCCAUUCAAUGAGUAUGACCUUGCUCCUUGCACAAUUUACUAACUUCAUUAUUUAUGUGAAAAAUAAAUACAUUAAAGCUGUCACAAUCUGCACAAGUAUCAAAGUAUAAAAUGUAAGCAAUUAGAAACAUAAGCACAUAAUGACUAGAUAUUAUUUAAUGUAAAUCAUCGAAUUAGGACAAGAAACUGCAGGAAUCUAUGUAAUUGUCUUUAUACGGUACAUGGAGGUUAAGAAGUUGUGCUAUGUAAUCUGAAGUGACCAAUAUUACUAGCUUAGAGAUUCACUUUGAAAGUGUGAAAAGGGUAAGGAGAUAAAAGCGAAACACUGUGGUAUGAUGUGAUAUGAAUUUUGUUCUUGAUUUUUCUAAGAUGCAGAUGAGAGAAGGCAGCAGGUUGUUUACUGAUGAUGUAGACUUUUAUUUCCGUGAAGCUAUAAUUAAAAAAAGAAAAAAAUAAUUUUCUUGUUAUACAGGAUGCUUUCAUUACAUCUCUAUGAAUUCAGAUUCUAGAUCCACGUUACAAGGUUUUAAUAGCAGUGAGACAAUCCAGCAGCCCAACUGCUUUGUUCUGUUGGCACGAGAUAUGGAAAGAUCUAUGAGGAGGAGUAUCUCUGUGGAGUUAUUUGCAUUAGAUCAAUCCUUCUUUUCUGUAGCUUUUGUUUCCAAACAUUUGUUUAUGUAAGUCUUAAUGUCUGCUUGUGCAUACCUCAUGAAUCUACAUAUAGAGCUCAAAAUUCAAACUGUGAAACAGUGUACCAGUAUCUCAUUGGUUUACUUAAUGCUUUUGAUUAUUGUGACCAACAGAACAGAGUAUUCAUGCCUCAGGGUUGAUUUCUUUCUUUAAAAGAAACUGUCAACUUUUUUUUUGUUAGAGUUGUAAUGAUUAUUGUAAAGAUGUUAUAAUCUAGAAACAAUACCAACAAACCAGUCUCAAUUGGGGAAAAAAAAAAUCUCAGAAUAAAAAAGCCUAAUUUGAGAAAUCACUGAUAGAAGCUAUUAAAAACAACCAAAGAAAACCCAACAAUUCUAGAAGGCAUUGCAAUUAUUUUUCCAAGAAUAUAGAUGUAAGAAAUUUCUAAUUGCCAAAAAUGAAGAAUGUUUGUUCAGUCACGAAAGUCUGAUUUCUUUAUGUGCUGGCUCUGCUAUAUUUUAAAGAAGGCAGAAAACAUCUUUCACAAUGUUCAAGCAAAAUCAGAUAUGGAUCAUAUUUGGUAGUCAUGAUAAGCAAGAAAGAUCUUGAUUCACAUAAGCAUCAAUAUGUUUAAUUGUAACUAGUUACAAGUUACUUAAGAAAGUUAACAGAAAUAAUAGUAUUUUCUCAUGGUUUACCUGGUAGAUUAAUUUAACAUUGGAAAUGUCAUCUUCAUUUUUGAAGAUUUUUCAGUAAGAGCUUCUCGUUAAGACAUACUGAAAAAAAGGAAUUUUUUAAAGAUAAGCUAAAUUUAUGUUUACUUUGUUUUGAAUUACCUGCCUGGCUCCUUUUGGUAGUGAUGAUGUCUCUUCUGCUGAAUGUACAAUUCUUUUAUUUCAGAGUUGUCCAUAUGUUUUAUCAUAAGUUUUGCAUAUGGCACAUAGGUAACCUUUCUCUCAUGUUCCACGUAUGUCCAAACCACCAGUAUUCCUUCCAGUUAUAGCAAUGUUGAUUGUUAAAUGUGAUGUGUUAGUUCUGGAAUUUCCAAACCACUCAAGUAAUUGUUGUUGUAUGAGCUGUUUUCCUGGAUAUUCUAGCAUUGUUAUUCUUGAAAUAAAAGCAAAACACUGCCACAUCUCUCAA
Molecule: messenger RNA, 6360 nt
Organism: Numida meleagris (helmeted guineafowl)
Lineage: Eukaryota; Metazoa; Chordata; Aves; Galliformes; Numididae
Gene: GRK4
Product: G protein-coupled receptor kinase 4
Exons: 16
Coding region: 245-1954 (569 amino acids)
Biological process (GO): regulation of signal transduction; signal transduction; protein phosphorylation
Cellular component (GO): cytoplasm
Molecular function (GO): ATP binding; G protein-coupled receptor kinase activity
Source: RefSeq, a predicted model, not a curated record